GAUCGCAAGAUGGCUUCCAAUUUGUUGUGAUGCCAGUUAGCUGUAGGCAGGCAGCUGAAGUGGUGCUGUUAAAGACAUCAAUGAAAGCGGAGUGGGCAUUACGGGCAAGGUUCCAUUUUCGAACCUUGCGUUAGCCGAAAUUAUGCUAGACCUUAUAAUUCGCUUGCAGCUAGCUGUGUUAAUCCUGUGUGUGUAUAUGGUGACCAAAUAGAUUGCUGAACGCCGCAUUGACGCUGCUGCGUUCAUUAUAUCGUGUUUGCUGUGACUUCCAUCUACGACUCGAAUAUUCACCAGUGAUAGUCAGCAGCAAUAACAUUGUUGCCUCCACAAUGAGUGCUGACGUUCUCGAUAUUCUAGAGAUCGAGCGAAAUAAUGAACUUGAGGUCUCAAAAGAUGCCAUCCUUGGCACCAAUAACAAACCAAAGAAGCGCUCCUCCCUGGGCACUCGUAAGCCAGAGGGCAUGGCCCGAGAAGUGUACAAUCUUUACGAUCGAAACGACCCACCUCCAUUGUUCAUGACUGACUUUAAGCCGUCUGCCGGUGGUGGCUAUAUGAACGUCAAAGCAAACCUCGGAAUUAAGAAGGUGCGCUCAUGGCGAUUUCAGACGUUUGAAAAUCCGGCUAGGAAAGACAGCUUCAAGUUGCAUCACUGGGCGCGAGUUGCCGAUGAAGGUAAAGAGUACGCUUUUUGUAAGUUCAAUAAAGAGGUGGCCAUUCCCUCGUAUACAGACCAAGAGUAUCAGCAAAACCUCAUGUGCAAUACUUGGACGAAGGCGGAGACCGACUACUUGUUUGACAUGGCACGUCGUUUUGACCUGCGUUUCAUCAUCAUCAAGGACCGCUGGGACCGAAAAACGUAUCAAGAUCGUAGUGUCGAGGACAUCAAGGAUCGUUACUAUUCAAUCUGUAAUACACUGAAGAAGAUCCGUGCACCACCCGGCACUGAAGUGAAAAUUCAGGCAUUCGAUGCGGAUCACGAGCGACGCCGUAAAGAGCAGCUCGACAAGCUGCUAUCCCGAACUCCGGAAGAAGUUGAAGAAGAGCAAAACCUCAUCCAGGAACUUCGAAAGAUUGACCUGCGCAAAAAAGAACGCGAACGUAAGACACAGGACCUACAGAAAAUGAUCCAGGAUAAUGAACAGCGAGCUAGCCAGCCAAAUCAAAAGAAGACUAGCACACCGGCGCCAUCUGCACCAAAGAAGAAGAAAGAGAAAAGCUCUGCGCCUUCAUCCACAAGCCUCAUUGAUAUUGGACAGAUCGAACUCAGCGCCGCAAUCAAGUUUCCCGAAUUAAAAGUAGCGGUCACGUCAUUACGCAGUGCGCGAAUGAAACUGCCGCAAAGUAUCGGACAGAAGAAGACAAAAGCACUCGAGCAGAUGCUCAAAGAGCUUAACGUAGACCCGAAUCCGCCCGCAUUUGAAGAUGUUGUGCAGCAUUUUAACGAUCUGCGUAAUUGUAUGGUGUUGUUGUAUGAGCUCAAGCAGGCAUUAACGACCAGCGAGUACGAGAAAAGCACUUUACGAUUACAGUUUCAGGAGCAGGUGAAGACUGAGGCGACCGCAGCAGAUUCUGACGCCGGCGGGGAUGUUGAUGUAAUGGGCAGCCCGCCGAGAACGGCGGCGGGCUCUGGCACAAGUAACGCUUCGAUCGCCGACGCGUUCGAGGUCGAACUUACGCCGAAUCGUAAACGGAAAGCUGCGCUCGAGCAGAUGAAUGUGAUGCGCAAGCUCAAAAAAAUGUAAUCACGGAGUUAUACCUAAAAUGGGCGCGAACUAACACAAUUGGUAAUACCUAUGUUGCUAUUAGUUUAUAGCUGUGCGCGCAGCAAGAGCCAGCAAAGUUUUACAGUAGUGGAAGAUUAGCUGGUAAUACAAUCUAUUCCGCUGUUUCUUGCAUUUAGACAUGUAGAGUGUGCUGUUACGUAAGACUGUCAUGUGAUAUUCUACUAGAAUAUGUCUAUAUGGCGAUGUAAUUCUUUCGAUGAGAUGGGGACACUGUGAGCCGUCAAUAAAAAUAGAUUACAAACCAUGACCAGUAGAGUAACUGUAAUUAAGUUGUUCGUUACAUUGAGGUUAUGCAGGUGGUGUCCAUGGCAAACAAAAAUCGACUCAUAAAACCAAACGGGUUGUACAUUUGUGAACUGCAAGACUCAACAGGCCGUUCCAUUAAUAAAACCGUUUCAACAGAAGGCAUUCGAUAAAGAAACUGUUUGUAGAAAUUAUAUGCGCGUUAGGAUUAAGAGGCCGGUAAAGAAAAACGUAUAGAGAAA
This is a messenger RNA of Varroa destructor (honeybee mite), 2269 nucleotides long. It is a transcript of the gene DMAP1, whose product is annotated as DNA methyltransferase 1 associated protein 1. Gene Ontology annotation, molecular function: transcription corepressor activity. Gene Ontology annotation, biological process: DNA repair; negative regulation of transcription by RNA polymerase II; chromatin remodeling. Gene Ontology annotation, cellular component: NuA4 histone acetyltransferase complex; Swr1 complex; nucleus. Lineage: Eukaryota; Metazoa; Arthropoda; Arachnida; Mesostigmata; Varroidae. The record is from RefSeq and is a predicted model, not a curated record.